Striga asiatica is the source of this 408-nucleotide messenger RNA. The record is from the annotation of a GenBank genome assembly. NCBI's taxonomy places the organism in Eukaryota, Viridiplantae, Streptophyta, Magnoliopsida, Lamiales, Orobanchaceae.
UUGCCUCAACCUCCGCCUGGACCUCGCCUCACGCCGCCGCCCCAUCCUCUCUUAUUGAAUGCUGAAGCAACCCAAAGCAAGAGCACGUCUCAAUCUCUUAGCGAAAAUUUGUGGUUGAGGAAGGUUUUCCGUAGCCGGCUUCUGGAUUUUUUAAAGUCUCAUACAGGUAUAACUUUUACACUCCUUCCUUUGGUUGCUUUACUGUUGAAGGUUUUGGUUUCUAUUCCCAUAAUUGAAAAUUUGAUGUGUGAGUCUGGGAGUGCGACAAGAAGAUGGAGAGACCAAAGAAGCAAGUGCUACUUUUCCACUGUGUGGAAGCUGAAGAUUUGGCAUGCAAGGUCGCAACUCAUUCAGACCUCAUCCAGCUACAAUCGAUUUUAUUCACCUAGCAUUUGCUGUUACAAAUGA